Paecilomyces variotii is the source of this 7099-nucleotide messenger RNA. RefSeq lists its product as hypothetical. NCBI's taxonomy places the organism in Eukaryota, Fungi, Ascomycota, Eurotiomycetes, Eurotiales, Thermoascaceae. The transcript has 3 exons. The coding region runs from base 435 to 6794 and encodes 2119 amino acids. The record is from RefSeq and is a predicted model, not a curated record.
CGUCGUUGCUCGUUGCUACGAAAGUUGACCACUAUUAUUAUGGUCCCCCUCGAUCUCCAUGUGUACGACGGUGGUUCGGCUGGCGUCGUCACCGCCCCAUAACCUACCGUACUUUGCUUACUAUAAACUCCACUGGCUUGUUUUCCUUAUAUUCAUUGUCAAGGCACGGCCUGCUCGUGAAACUGUUUCAACCGCAGCUUGCAGGAGCAGGAUAUCUCCUUCCUCGACACGGACAGUCUUGUGUGUCCGGUUGUCCUAUUAUUGACCUUGGUUUGAUCUAACGACCCGUUAUGCCCCCAGUUGUGUUGUUUUUAAUUGCUUAAUCGUCCUUGAAAUUGAACAAAUCGACAUUCCGCCCCGCAUUCCAGCAACAACUUUGAAAUCACAUCGACAGACAGUAAGGGAAUCACAGAUAAGAAUAUUACAUCAUCACCAUGCCGUCGCAUGAAAGGGAAGGUUCGCGCGACCGCGAACUGGUCGUCAGACAUCACCAACACUCGCACUCAGAAAGUGGUCGAUCCUCGGUUCCUAUGUGGGACAGCUCAGAUCCAGAUAGAGCUCCUCCCCCUCUCCCUCUCAACCCUGGUGGCAGCCCGACUACGCGAUCAAAUGUAUCGCCCAACAUCCAGGCUGUUGCAGCAGGUCUAACCGAGAAGAUGCGUGAAAAUGCUCCCAGUUCAUACACGACCAACCCGAUGCCGUUGAAGCCAACGUCGCCGGAGAAGUCGCUCAUCAAGGGGCAGUAUCACAAGCGGAUGCAGAGUUUCGCGCAGCAGAGCGGUGACCCUCGAGCGGAGUUUCGCAGCUACCUGGAGAGUCGGUCUCCCGAGAGGCCGUCGCGCGCAUCUGUCUUCGAUAACGCUGAUAAAGCAGUGGAGAAGACUCCCACCCGGCCGGGCUCGUCAAACCGGGACUCAGACAACGAGACUCCGUCAUUCCGGAUAUCCAACCGGUUCCUGUCAAAGCCCAUCCUGGGAGAGAAUACACCUCCAUCUGCUACGAUGUUGGCUCUCCAGAACAUGAAGCUCCCAGGCGAGAACGAGCCUGCGCCUUCGAAUGGCACGAACACAUCUGGGGGUAACAGCAGCAGCAGCAAUAACAGCAGCAGCUUACCCAGCCAGACGUUCGAUGCUCUUUCAACACAGAUCUUGAGUCUCACCAGUAUUGCAACCAACCUGCAGCGAGAGAUGGCCCAGUUGAGCCGCCGUAGCAAGGACAAUGCUACGGAUCUGAUCAGUCUCAAGGCGGCCACUAAUGCCCGAGAUGAGGACAUCAGGAAGAGCCUCCGCGAGCUGGCAAACAACAUAAGCUCAAAGCUCCUGGAUCCGGAAGCAGCAGGAAGUUCCCCAAGCUCAAGGAAAAGCUACACGCUUCCCCGAAUACCCACUCCGAAUAGUUUUGCCGCCGCCAUGGAGAGGGAAUUGUGCGGGUCUCCCGCGCCUAUCUCGGAUGGUUCCGCCAGCAUUGCUCUCCUGGAGAAGGUUUUGCGUGAAAUGGCUACGCAAGAGGGACAGGAGAAGCUGAUCGAGCUUGUGGAUGAGAUCAAGUCCAGGCCAACGAAGAAUGAAGCUGACAAGGACGCCGAUAAGACGAUAACCAAGAUGCUCGAGGAGAUUCUUAACCUGGUAAAGGACGAAUCUGGAACCCGUGCUCUUGUUCGCUCGAGGGUCGUGGCAGGCCUAAGCGACAAUCCUCCUCAACCAGGUAGCCGAUCAAGAUCUCUCUCCCCCUCUGUCCGGCCAGCCGGCUCCGGACUCGAGGGUAGGAUCCAGGUCCAUUCCGGAGAAGGCACUCUUGAUGGGAACUCGUUGACACCCGGCAACAAUGUUCUGCCUGGAGAAAUAAUGGAUCUCCUAAAGAGGCUGAAGAACAGCGUGGUCGAGGGAGGAGGUCUCACCAACGAAGUCAAGGCCCUCGUCCGGGAACUACGUGGUGAGGUUCUGGGGAUGGGCAGAGACAUCGCCCGAAAGCUCGAAGAAGCUGAGGCUUUGCGAACGGCGGAGGCCGGACAGCCAACGGGCCCAAACAAAGAGGAGAUUGCAGCCAUCGUGGAAAAUAGUCUCGCGGAAUUGAGAGAGCACAUGACGUACAUGAUUCGAGAGAACCGAAGAGAAUCGUUGUCGUCUGAGGUCUCUCGAGGAAGUGUAGACAGCACUGAUGUCUACAACGCGGUGAAGAACGCUCUGUCCGAAUUGCCAUUGUCGCAACUGGCAGCUUCUGAGCCUCCAUCAUCUGGAAUAGAGAAGGAAGACAUACUUGAGGCCGUUAGGGAAGCCUGGGAAACCUACAAGCCAGAGAUCGAACUUCAAAAUUUCGGAUUGGAACGCGACGAGAUUCUCGAAUGUCUCUCCGAAGGCUUGAAAGCCUACCAGCCGCGACAUGAGCCAAGCAUCACAUACGACCAAAUGGUUGCUGCAGUCGAAGCGGGCCUGAAAAGCUUCACACCCCCUAUGGUAGACGCUCAACCAAAUAUCACCAGGGACGACAUCAUCUUGACCAUCCGUGAAUGUCUCGAGAGCAUCGAACUCCCUUCACCUCAGCCGUCCGACAGAGAGCCUUCCCUCACGCGCGAUGAUAUUCUGGCAGCAGUCUCAGAGGGUAUGGCUGGGCACAGUGGUCUCACCCGAGAAUUGCUAGAAUCAGGAAUAACGCGCGACGACGUGCUGGGUGCGGUGACUGAUGGUCUUGCUGCUCACCACGCGGCUGUCAAGGACAUGGGCUAUUCGGAACCACACAUCACCAGAGACGACAUUGUAUACGCAGUAAACGAAGCAUUUGCUGCGCAGAACACUGCCCUGACGACCAAUGUACAGCCAACUAUCUCGCGUGAAGAGAUCUUGGAGACAAUCGCAGGUGCACUUGCCAAUCAACCAUCCACGGGCAAGGACAUCGAGCUGAACAAGGAGGACCUUCACGAAGCAGUCCGAUCAGGCCUUCAGGAAGUCGCCCAUGAGACUAAGUUCAACGUUGGCGAGGAAAUUCUGGACCGUCUGCACGAUGUCCUCGAAGGGAUGAAAGAUGAGUUCAAACAAUAUUCCGCUGCAAACGGCCGAGACACAGAGCAGGUACUCGAUGCCAUGAAAGACGGCCUCGAGGUCCUCCGAGGAGAAAUUGAGUCCUACGUUGAUCGUGCCUCUGAUGUUACAGGCAAGGACGAGAUAAUCGAUACGGUCAAGGAAGGGUUCAGACUACUCCAAGCUGAUAUGGAGAGGACGAUAACCGAAACUGCUGUUAGUGCGAUUGGAGGCCACAAUCCUGAGACGACAGAUCUCCUCGAUGCGAUGGAGAAAGAGUUUGAGCACCUGCGACAGACCCUCGGCAGUCUCCUGAUCCGCAAUACCGGGUCGAGUGAUAAAGAAGAGAUCCUGGACGCAAUUCGCGAUAUCACGGAUAACCAGAGAGCACCUGACAGUUCUAGUAUCGUCAACCCUCUCAAGGAGGAGUUCGAGCACCUUCGUGAAACUAUCGCCAUGAGCAUGGUGCGGUCAGAACCGUCUGCCGACAAGGACGAGAUCCUAAGUGCUAUAACUUCUCUCAAGGACGCGUUCCAGACGAUGCAAGAUGAGACUUCGCAAAGACGGGAUGGCAACGAGAGCAUCUACUCCAGCACUGGCGAGCUACUUGACGCUUUCCACGAUGGAGUCGAUGUAAUCCGUGCCGACCUGGAUAGGAUAUUGAACAAACCUUCCGAGAACGACAGCAAUGAGAUUCUGGAGACUUUAAGAGAAGGCAUGGCAGGAAUAAAGGCAGAGAUGGAAUCUAUUCGCGAGUCACAGAAGGAAUUCGAGGAGGCCAAUACGAGUCGUGGCAGAGAGCUCAUGCUUGCCAACGAGGGCUCCAUUGGCAGUGAUAUUGAGGGCCUGAAAGUGCUCAUUACGCAGCUUCAGAUCAAGGUCGAGGCUAUGGAACCACCUACCGCUGCAGAGCCCGCAGAAGAUGCUUUGAAGAGAGAGGACCUGAACGAGGUCUUGGCCGCCGUGCGGGAGGUCCAGGGAUCAGUGGCAGAAGCCAGCACCCGGGACCUGCCAAUGGAUGAUACCCUCGCAAAGAAGGAAGACACAGAUGCCAUCGAAACCUUGCUGCAGAACACGAAGGCCAAGAUCGAUGAGAUCGUUCUCCCGGAUCCGGACGAAAUCGCCAAGACAGAGCAGCUCUCCGCAGUCGAGGCUCUUCUCAAAGAGACCAAGGAGGCUGUCGAUGACUUCGCCGCUCGCAUGGAGGCUGAAGGCUCAACCAAAGCCGACAUCGGUACCCUCGAGGCUCUCCUGAAGGACAUCUGGGCCUCGAUUGAAGAAGUCCAGAACAAGGUGAAGCCUUCCGAGGAGUCUUCUGAAGAGGACACGGAGAAGCUUGUUAAAGCGGACCUGCAGACAGUUGAGGCUAUGAUAUUCCAAGUCAAGACCCAGAUUGACGAGCUUAAGCUCCCUGAUGUAGAGACUCUACCAACAAAGGCUGAGAUCCAGGAACUCAACGAGCUUGUUGCCGGUUUUAAGGAGACGGUCGAGGCCGAAAAUGAGCUUACUGCGCAAGCCUUCGAGGCACGGAAAGUUGAACACGGUGGCCUUGCGGAGAAGAUCGAAGAGGCCAAGUCCGUGGUCGAUGAGCUUCGCGAAGAGCUCACCAGUAAGCUCGACGGCAGCAAUGGAGGCCUCUAUGAACUGAAGACGCUCCUUGAAGGAUUAGCGUCUUCCGCAGAGUCAUUUAGCACUGUUGAGAGCAUUAAGGAGCUUACUGACCUCAUUAACAACGAAUUUGAGCGAGUGCGCAAUGACCACGAGGCCACCAAGGUUGAGACAGAGGAGCGAGAUGCGGGGAUCAUGGUUAAACAGGAUGAAGUUCGGGCAGCUAUUAUCGUUGAGCUUGGCACCAAGAUUGACGAGAAGCUGGGCGAAGUCCUUGGCAAGUAUGACGAGGCACAAUCUACGGUGCAGUCGAAGUUCUCUGAGAUCGAAGACCGAGACGCGGCCAACAUCGAGGCACUCACGAGCACCAAGGCUGUUGCCGAGGAUAUCAGACUCGUUAUCGGCGCCAUGGGCAAUAGUGUCAAUGAAGCCUGCGAACGGAUAACUGAAGACGCCAGGACAUUCUUCGAAAAGGUGGAUGAAUCCUACAAGAAGAUGGAAGAGAUGCAUAACGAGGUGAAGUCAACUCAGGAGCAAGCCAAGGCGGAACUAGAGAAGACAUCUGCGUCUACGGACCGGGUUCAGACAGAACUGCAAGAGUAUCACCCUCAGAUCCUGAACACCAUCAAGGAUAUCUUGUCUAUUGUUGGCCAGCAUUACGAACAUUCUCAGAAGUCCACCGAGGAACUGAAGAAUGAUCUCUGUACCAUCCCUAACGCCAUCACUCCGCUACUGCCUGCGUUGCCGCCGCCUGUAGAGAUCCCUCCGCCGGAGAAAUACGAUGACUCUCAAGUGCAUGAGAAGCUCGACACCUUGCUUAACCACAUCUCAACCGCAAGCGCGUCCACUGCUCAGAUGGAGAAGCUUGACGCGAUCCAACAGCAGGUGAUGGCAGCAUCUCAGCAGAUGAACGAGAUGUUUACUUUCCAGACCAGGCUCAUCGAAGAGGAUAAUGAGAGGAAGAGACGUGAGGCAGACGAAGCCGCCGCCGCUCUCGAAAGGAGCAUCGCAGACAAAGUGAAGGUCGAGGCAGAAAUUCUGGGUCUCCACGAAGAGAAAGACUCCCUCCUGAGCGUUAUCCAAGCGCUCAAGCAGGAAAAGGAAGAUCUCACCAAGCAGAAUCAUAAACUAUCCAAGGAGCUCUCCGGUCUCGAAACCGCUUUGGAGAUUCGCCAUGAAGAAAUGCAAGUCAUGGAAGACCGGGCCGAAUCGCUAGAGAGAAGGAUUUUGGAGGGUGUCCUAGACCACGCCAGGAGUCUGCUCAUCCGGCCAAGCACCACACGGCACAUGAACCUGAAGAGAGUCCCUAGUGCUGCGAGCACUGCCACCAAGGCCAGUCGCGCCAGUACCGUCAACACUUUCAAGGACAACAAUAGCAUUGUCAGCAGCGGUGUCGGGAUGGCUCUGAAGCGACGCAGCGCAGUGAAAACCCGAUCCGGAUCAACCGUCUCACCUAACCCCGGCAAGGAAAGGCGAAUUCUUAGUUUGAGUCAUGUUACUGGCAACAGGGGCCUGACCGACCGGCAGAGCAUGCUCUCCCAGCUUCCCAACAGUGGGAUCAGCAAUAUGAAACGGAGUCACUCGGUAAAGUCGAACGCCGCAUCCCGGAAAGCUUCCUGGGGGGCUCGGAGCUCGACAGGAAACAAAGAGAACGAGAUCUUCCACGAAGAGGACGAGAACCAGUCGGGCGACGAGAGUGACACCGGAACUGAGAGACGCACUAGCUAUGCGGGCACCUAUACUGACAGUAUGAUGUAUGGCACCGGCAGUGCCUUGUCAGCCGACCGCAAGGUCAGCUACGCCAGCUCAACAAACGGACUAGUUGCUGAGCACGAGGGUUCCGUUCUUCCAGAUACCCGGGACCACGGGGACGAGAAACAGCAUGAGGAUCAUGAAGCUCAUGACGCUGGUGAGGAAAAGGAGGACCAGCACGAUGAUCACGAGGCCAGUGAUAGCGAAGACGAUGCGGUCGAACGUGACGGAAAUGCCGACUAUGCUGACGCUCAUUCUACCGUUGGUGACGAGGAGGCUUCUGAUGAGCACCCUCGUGGAUUCGACGAGAAGGGACUCCCCGAACUGGAACCUCCACCCAAAAUCGGAGAUCUGGCUCAUCAGAAUGACAGCGGUCUCGGAACGGACAUCCCGAGCGGAGCGAGCGCAAACGGAGACUAAAGGUCUACGUUGUAUGCAGUGAAGGUGAAAAGAAAUCAUCAGUGAUAGCACCCACAUGUUCCGAAGCCAUGGUUAUGUUUCUUCGUAUAUGAGCGUUUCGUUCUGUUUGAUGUCGGAAAGUUGAGCGCUGGAGUGUGGAGUGAAACGGGGUUUCUGCUUUCUGGCGUCUCUGUCAUUCGUUUGUUGACGAAUUUCUUUUGUGUUGCGUUCCUUGAUUUGAAUUCCCUUUGUUUUUCCCAGAUACUCCACGAGGUACAUGCAAUACGAGUCGAUUGAUGCUAGAUAUGCACAGAAAAGAGAAUGAG